AUGCUACGCCAGCGCCAGCUCUCGUUGCUGUCGUUGCAGCGGCGGCCACUGACAGCUCACCAUCUACCUCGAGCUCCUGCCCUGCGCCCGCUGCCACGCCUCUCUACGACGUCGACAUCGGCGACACUCUCACCUUCAGAGGCAGACCAUCUCGAGCCUAAUCAGGCGCAUACAUCCACCAAUCCAGUCGGCUACCUCUACUUUGACUCCCUCUUCCCCAUCAAGCUUGGCUUCUGGGACAUCAGGCAUCUCUUUGUCCGCACAAAUCACACCGUACUGCUCGAUCGAUUGCGAAACAGCCUGCCAGAAUCGUCUCAAGUCCCUCACUCCUUUCAGAUCAUUGGCGCAGAAGAGAGGCUGAAGGACGGCGGCGCAUUCCUCUCCUUCACCUAUUCUCCCGCGCAUGCUCCUCCUCCUGCUGCGCCCGUCUACGAGACCCGAGACGAGGCGCUGCUACACAUCGAGGAGAAGCUCAAGAGUGAACUCAAACGCAGCAACAACCUACUCGAGCGUGCAUUGCUGAGCUGGGGCACUCGUCCAAGCGUACACGUCGUUCGCGGCAAGCCAUGGCUCGAGGAUCUCAAUCGAUUCCCUGCGAUGCGCCUCAAGGUCAAUCUGUCUGGCGGAGAUCUCUCAGAGGAAGCCUUGUGGGGGCUAUUGCGACCAUAUGGUCGUAUCGCGUCUAUCGACAAGAAGGCUGGCGAGGCAAUGGUCCUCUUCUCUCGCAUGCGCUCAGCUACAUCUGCGAGGAACUGCGCUCACGGGCUUGUCCUGCCUGAUGGCACAAAGCUCACCAUCAAUUAUGCGGGACAAGAGAGGGCGAAGCAGUUCUGGGACUGGCUCACCAAUCAUCCACGCAUCGUGCUUCCUGUCCUUGCCUUCCUCUUGGGCGGCUUCACAUACGCAAUCUUCGACCCAGUGCGAGCAUUCUUCAUUGAGACGAAGCUCAGCCACACUUUCGAGCUCGGCAACUACCGCUUCUACAACUGGCUGAGGCGCAAUACGAUUUGCCUCCUCAUUGAGAGCGAUGACUCCGAUGACCGAGGAGAUGCCGUCGAUUGGUUCGAGCGUAGGGCGGCGCGGGAAUCGAUCCAAGGCUGGCUCCGGGAGAAGCCAGAGACCUUCAUUACCAUUGCUGGCCCUCGUGGGAGCGGCAAGCACAAGCUCCUCGAGGCCGCCGUUCCAAAGGGAGCAAAGACGCUCACCAUCGACUGCGCUUCAAUUGCCAAGGCCGUCGGUGGAUCGUCUUCGUCAUCUUCAUCCAAGCCUGGUACCAGCGGCGAUGGAGGCGGCAAGCUGGAGACAGCCCUCGUCUCUGCCUUGGCUUCGGAGACGGGAUACUGGCCCGUGUUUGGCUGGCUCAACUCGCUGAACUCCAUGAUUGAUUUGGCCGCUGCUGGCCUCAUUGGCAGCAAGGCUGGCUUCUCGCGUCCAGUGGAGGAGCAGCUUGGUCAGGUACUCGAAGUCACUACUCGAGCCUUGGCCAGCGCAGGCAGCAAGGACGCUCGCAAGGCAGAGGCUGAGAGGAAGCGCAGAGAGAAGGUCGUGCAGAAGCAGAGCGCUGCCGUGCCGGCCACUCAGCCUGGCGGCGGCGCUAUGGUGCAGUCAGAUGCGCAGGUGCUUGCAGGAGGACAGGGCGAGAAGGAUGCCAUUGCCAACGUCGCUUCACCUCCCGUCAAUUCUCAGCGCGACGCCACGCACGCUCAAGCGCCCGUCGUAAUCAUCGACAACUUCCACCUCAAGUCGUUGCGCUCGCCCCUCCUCUACUCGGUCCUCGUCUCUUGGGCUUCCUCCCUUGUCUCCUCCGGCACCGCUCACGUCAUCUUUGUCUCGGACAACCCCGUCGCCAUGUCAAAGGAGAUUGGUCGCGCUCUGCCAGACUCUUCACCUGCCAACAAUGUCGUUCUCGCCGACGCAGAGCAGAGUCGUGCGAGAGACUUUGUGAGGAGUCGGCUCAACCAGUCCAAUGACCCUUCGAUCGGGGAAAAGGCUCGCGAGGCCCUGCCAGAAGCAGACGCCGAGUGGGUAGACAAGCUGGGUGGACGCCUGACUGACCUCGAGAACGUGCUGCAAAAGGUUUCGCUCGGGCAAGACGUCCCGACGGCCGUCUCUGAGAUCAUCUCACGAUCCAUCGUGGAGCUGCGCAAGUCCUUCUUCGGCGACGAUGCCACCGAGUCAUCUACCCUGCCGUGGAGUCGCGGGACCGCAUGGGCCGUCAUCCGUAUCCUCACGCAGAGUCAGGACGGCAGCGUUCCGUACCACUGGAUGUUGCACUCGGACGGCGGAGCGUUCAAGGGCGACGAGGGCAAAUUGCGAGCCAUGGAAGAGGCUGAGCUCAUCUCGGUGCGCCAUAAAGAUGGGAGGCCGAGCGUCAUUCGAGCAGGCAGGCCUGUACUUCUCGAGGCGAUGCGCGAGCUGGUGCGCGACGAUGCUACCUUUAGGCUGACGCAGGACUACCUCGAUGCCAAGGCUGGCCUGGCGAAGAGCGAGGCCGGCGUGAGGGCGCUGGAAGGUGAGCUCAAGGAGUUGGUGGAGUUGACGAAGCUUGGUGGGAGGGGCGUGACGGCGAGGAUGGACAGUUUGGCAAAGAAGCUUGAGGGGGAGCAGGGCAAGGUGCAGUCGUACGAAGACAAGCUGGGCAAGAUUGAGGGCGAGCUGAGGGCGCUGGAGUGA
Jaminaea rosea is the source of this 2673-nucleotide messenger RNA. RefSeq lists its product as hypothetical. The transcript has 4 exons. Lineage: Eukaryota; Fungi; Basidiomycota; Exobasidiomycetes; Microstromatales. The record is from RefSeq and is a predicted model, not a curated record. Bases 1 to 2673 code for a protein of 890 amino acids. Gene Ontology annotation, cellular component: mitochondrial inner membrane. Gene Ontology annotation, molecular function: RNA binding.